Molecule: messenger RNA, 662 nt
Organism: Hibiscus syriacus
Lineage: Eukaryota; Viridiplantae; Streptophyta; Magnoliopsida; Malvales; Malvaceae
Product: prefoldin subunit 6-like
Exons: 7
Coding region: 1-573 (190 amino acids)
Biological process (GO): protein folding; chaperone-mediated protein complex assembly
Cellular component (GO): cytoplasm; prefoldin complex
Molecular function (GO): protein-folding chaperone binding
Source: RefSeq, a predicted model, not a curated record
AUGACAACAUAUAAUGGUCAACGCCCAACCGUGGAGGGAGGCUGUCAGUCAGGGUUGAGAAGGGACGCGCCCUUUGAGAGCGUGAAGGGGGCAUUUGAAUCUGUUGGAUUUCAACUUGGCUGGACAGCCGUUACUACAACUGGUUUUGAUCCUGGAAUAACAAAGCAGCAAAAGAAGAAUGAGUUCCUCUCCACAGCUCUUCGAGAACUGCAGCGGGACCUCGAAAACAAAGCUAACGAUCUUAGCAAACUCCAAAAAGAUAUAGCGAAGAAUCAUCAAGUCAGGAAGAAAUACACUAUUCAGUUGGGAGAGAACGAGUUAGUCCUCAAGGAGUUGGAUUUAUUAAACGAGGAUGCAAAUGUGUACAAGUUGAUCGGUCCAGUGCUUGUUAAACAAGAUUUAGCAGAGGCUAAUGCCAAUGUUCGUAAGAGAAUCGAAUACAUCUCUGCUGAAUUGAAGCGGCUUGAUGGAUCUCUUCAAGAUUUGGAAGAGAAACAACACAGCAAGAGAGAAGCGAUAUUGAAGGUGCAGCAGAGGAUUCAAUCUCAUCAAGCAGGAAAAGCAAAGGCUUAGCCAUCUUCAUAUGUUUGUCAACACGUCUGUUGGAGUUUUAAUCCAGUAUUCUUGAACCGUAGUUGUAAUACUGGUCGCAAAACUGAUAA